This is a messenger RNA of Rotaria sp. Silwood1, 2792 nucleotides long. NCBI's taxonomy places the organism in Eukaryota, Metazoa, Rotifera, Eurotatoria, Philodinida, Philodinidae. The record is from the annotation of a GenBank genome assembly.
AUGUGUGGGGUAGAAUAUCAUUAAUAGUUUUAGUCUCACACUCACACAAAAAAAUUAAUAUUUUUUGGAAAAAAAGUAUAAACUAAAUUGUGAAAAUGUAAGAUUAAUCAACAAAUUUUUACUCAAAUGAACUCCUCAUAAGGCCGAUUUUUUCUUUCUGAUUGACAAGGGAAUUAUUUAAUCGAACUAACUUCUUUAAACAGUAUAUUAAUGAUUAGUUAUACAAUGGGAUAAACUAUAUAGAUAAAUAGAUUUGAAUGCAAAUACUCUUUCGAUUAGAUCAUAAUAUUAUAUUUUUCUAUUUUAAAUCGAGUUCUAUUCAUUUUAAUUAUAUACGAAAGUAUUCGAUUAAAAUAAUUAUUUUAUUUUUCAAAAUUGACAUUUCAAAAUCAAACAAAUAAGUAGUCAAUGUUUUUUUUUCACCUGAAAUAUUUAAAAAAAAGACUCAUUUCUUCUAACUGAAUAUUUGACUAUUUUAUUUCAAAUCGAAUAGUAUCUGCUUGAAUUCUUCUGUCCAUAUUCUUUCAUAUCUUAUGAAAUAUGAAUUCGUGAAGAUUUAUUCGAAUGUUUUUAGUUCUAAUAAAUGAUUUCAAAAUUGAUAAAUCAUUUAUUCACAUCGGAAUUAUUUUGAUUUCUAUUCAUAGAAUUUAACUGAUAUAGAACGAUCGAUUGAAAUAUUUUAAGAUAAAUUUAAUUAGUUAAUCUAUUUUAAUGAAAAGAAUGUGAGAUUCUUUUAAAAAAAUCUUCGAAUAUAUAUUAAACGAUUAUCUUAACAAUAAAGUUGUUUUAUUCAAUAUAAAUAGACGAAUAUUGUUUAUUGUCUUAUCAAUAAUAACAUUCGAUAUUUUUAUUACGCUUAAAAACAAUUUAUUAAAGAAUAAUUUUUGUUCAAGUUAAUCGUUGAUCGAAUCAACUUUUUUAAAUAUAUAUUUAGUAGCAGAGAAUCGAAAGAUUUUCUCUACGGCUUGUCCAAACGUUACGCUGUGACAUAGUUUUUGUCGGCCAAUUUUGAGGUACUUAAUAUGCUCAGAACGAUUUCAUUUUUAUAAGUGUUCGUAUUUUCUGUAUAACUAGUCGUUCUACCCAAGAACGAGAUCGAUAUAUCGACAUGGAAGAAGCUUACAAGAGACGGAAUAAGUUAGAAACUGUAUAAGAGUCUACAAAUUUUCCUUAGCUACGAAAGUCAAAACUAAAUAGAUCAACUUGUAGAGAAUGAAAUUCUGCAUUGAAUGAUAUGGUUCUCAGUUUUUUUUAGAAAAAUUUCUAGGUUAUAGAACCCAAAAUACGAUUUUUACAAAAGUUUAAAACCCAAUUUUCAAUGCCAAAAUCUAAUUUUUGUACAAAAUAAAUGUCAAAUUCGUAAUCAGUGUUCAAAACUGCCUCUAAUUACUUAUUCAGAUCUAUCCAACUCGAAAAAAAAAGUUUGUUCGAAACUUGAUCAGUGAAGUGUCGCGUUACGUAGACAACCAGUCUAAUAGUUAACAAUCAUGAUGAUUAAUGUAAUUAUUCUAUAAUUACAUUAAGAUAUUUGCAAAGAGAGUAAGAAGAGAUUCGAAAUUUUCCAUAGAAAAUGAAACAAUCAAAUACGUUCUAGAUUUUUAUAUAUUUGUUAGUAGGUUAAAGAAAAACGUUUAAUUGGUAAAAAAAAUAAUCUCGCCGAAAAGAACUUGUAAAUGAUAAAUCCAGAACAAUUGAAAUUCAUUUAAAUUGAAUUUAUAUUCCUUAUCAAAUCUAGAAAUAAUUCAUCAAUCAAAUUGUCGAUAUAAUCAAAUAGAUGAUAGUUUAUCAAAUCGAACAGGCGCAUCAUUAUCUUCAUCAAUAGGUGAUGCACCAGCUGCUAGUCCUAAACAAUCUUAUAUAUUAGAUUUAAUACAUACAACAAAUGCUCAUCUUGAUAAUAUGGAUAUUAUUCAACAUUCAUCAUCAUUUUACUGUGAUCAAGAUAAUAGUUCUAUUCUAUCGAUUUUAUUAAAUAAUAUAUCGAUUAAUAAACAACCAAUUAAAUCAAAUUAUUUAGAUUUUGAAAAUACAGAAAAAUAUCUGGAAGAAAAUCAAUGUGAUUGUUAUCGUCAAUAUAUUGAAAAUGAGAAAUUAACUAUUAAUGAAGAACAAGAUGAUGAUAAUACACUAAAAAGAAAUAAUAAAAAUGAUUCAAGUUUACGUAUUGUUGAAAAUCAAUUAAAUAAAAGUUCAAAUUCAAAUAAUUCAUCAUCAUAUAAAUCAAUAAUUAAAAUUCGUUCAUCUCAACUUCAAUCAUUAUCAUCAUCAACAACACAAAGUUUUCAUACAUCUCUUAAUUGUAUAACACUUGCUAUGGAACAUCCAUCGAUUCCAACAACAAGUCCUGAACGACAAUUUAUAAAUUUAACAAAUAUAAUAUUUACAAUAGAAAUGUCGGCAAAAGUAAUAGUAAGUGAAUUUAUAUUUGGAUUGCAUACCUAUUUACUUAUAAGUCAAGUACCUGGUCUUAAACUUGUUGUACAAACAUUACUUUCAUCAUUACGACUAAUUGGUUAUAUUGUUGUUAUAUGUUGUACGCUUUUUUUUUAUUAUACUUAGUGUACAGGUAAAUACUAUUAUUAAAUCUUUUUUUUUUUUAUAGAUUAUAAUCAAUUCUAUAUUUUCUGUGAAAUAAAAAAGAUUCGAUUUAUUAAAAAUAAAAUUUCUAUUAAUUGUAAAAGGAACUUAAAUAUAGUUUCGUUGAUGUCAAUUUUGUUUUUUAUUAAAUAUUCUCUUGAUAUUAAGCGAAUAAUAAAACUAUUAAUUAUUAUAGAAAGUACGAAAAUGACCCA